Molecule: messenger RNA, 2733 nt
Organism: Peronospora farinosa
Lineage: Eukaryota; Oomycota; Peronosporomycetes; Peronosporales; Peronosporaceae
Source: the annotation of a GenBank genome assembly
AUGGAACAAGACCUUCGAGAUGCUUACGCGGCACUAAAGCUACUACGUGCUGAUCUGGUGAAGACGCGUCGUGACAAGCAGGUUCUUGAAGCUUCUCUUAGGCAUGUACAGACGCACGGACUGCCACCAAGUGCUGCACACAUUCGUGAGAGUCGUGAGACGCAAUUGAUGCAACAGGAAGAUGCAAAUUCCCAAUUAUGGCGAUUGGCAAUUAAAUUUAACAAUAAAUUAUUGAAAAUGGAGAAAAUGAAAAUGGACAAUAAUUGUCAAAAAAAGGACAAUUUACACGACAUUGGAGAUAAACAGCACAAAAAUGAAGACCAAAUGGAGACACAGACACUUUAUAAGAAGCUUCAGAGCUUGACAAUCACUGUAGAAGAGCAGACAGAGACCAUAUCGACCCAACGAGCAGCUUUUUUGCUGCAGAAAAAAGAGCUAAAGACGAUGUUAAAGGAGAUGCAACAAAUGUUGCACAAGGAGAAGAAUAAAGUGCUGGAUGCAGUGUUAGAACAACAACAAAUCAAGGAAAAAUACGAGCUCCUAGAAACUCAAGUGGAUAUGUUAAAAGAGGAAAAAUCAUACUUGGAAAAAGAGAUGAAGGAGAUGGAGAUACAAUUGGAGACUCAGGCACGGACAAGCAGUACUUUGACACAACAAUUGAAGGAGAAAGAGGAGGACAUAUUGAAGUGGAAGCGUGAAGAAAUGUUACAGUUUGAUGAAAAGAGAAAUGAGUUGAUGGAAGAAGUAAAUGUUCGAUUGAGACGGGAGAAGGAAGUAAGGGAGAAGGAAUUGUACGAUACCUAUGAGCAAAAGAUGCUCGAAUUGCAAGGGGAGAAUGAACUUUUAAAGGUGGAAUUGAAUUGUGAGAAGGAGAAGAAGUUUCGAGAUGAAGAUGAGAUACGAGAACGACACGAGAGAGCGUUGAAUGAGCUGGAGCGAAACUGUGCCGAGCUGAAGGCACAUAUUGCAGACAUGGAGUCCGAGCGAACUGCUGAUGUGAAGAAGUACGAAGAAGCAUUGAAAGAGGCCGAGGAGCAGCACGCAACGACGGUGAAGAGCCUGGAAGUGAAGUUGGUGGAAGUGCAGAAACAACUUGCAGCAUCGAAGGCAAACCGAUCAACAGAGAGACAGGAGUACGAGGAAAAUCUUGCUGAAGUUUUGAAAAAGCUGCAGGAUCAGCGAGAGGAUCGAGACCAACAUGUGUCGACGAUACGUAGGUUGCAAAGUGACUUGGAAGUAGCGCAAACACAAUUGGAGAUGUCUAAAGCGGAAUUGGCUAAGGAAGUAAAGAACAACCAGGAAAGGCUUAAUGGUAUGCUGCAACAAUUGCGUGAUCAGCAACAUAAUGAAGAGCGAAAUGCGAUGAUUGUGCGCGACCUAGAAAGCAAGUUGUCAGAAGCUCAGUUGCAGUUUGGCGACAAAGAGACUAAUCUUCUCGCACGACUGAACGAGUACGAGAAAAAGCUGAUUAAAACAUCACAAAUUGCUGCACAGCAUGAGGAUACUACUCGAAUGUUGGCUUUGAAGAACAAGACGCUUCAGCAGGAAAUUUGUGAAGCUCGGCACACGUUGAAGCUCAUGACUGAAGAAUUACAGUCUCUCCAAUCGGUGUGCGAGGAGAAAACUCAGGAGCAUAUGCGGUGUAUGAACCAGAUUCAAGUGCAAUGUGAGUCUCUUGAGACCCAGCUCUUAUCAGCUGAAGAUCAGAGGGAACCGUCUUAUGCGACGAAGUCUGUCCAUGAUUCGUCUACGCUGGACGCAUUCCAUGGUCGUACAGAUGACGAAAUCACUGGCAUGUCUCCAUGGAGGUCUUGGGACUUGUUGCGUUCUGGGAUCAAGGAGAUAGAUGGUUUCUUGCCGCAACUUCAGACGUUAUUGGGUGCGAUGAACGAUGCGCUCAUAUUGUGCGAUACUCACGCAGAUGCACUUCCUGUAUUGUGUGAGCGUCUUGAACGUGAAGCGGCGAGCGAGAAAGAGCAGCUACCAAUUUUGACUACCGCGUUGCGCUUGCUGCGUUUUGCGGGAAUGUUGAAGGCUCGAACGCAAGAAGAAGAAGAAGUCAGUGUAACUGCAGACUUUGUGCAGUCGUUUCGUAAACGCGUGCUGAAUGCUCUUGCACAGUGGUAUGAGUGUGACGCUGGCGACAACGACCAAGGCGAGAUAAAGCCAAUGCCGACGCCAACGUUUACUACUACAUCGCGUGAAACUGCGCUUAUCCUGCAAAAUUGGACUGACGACCGAACAAAACAGCUUGGAGUGAGAAGAUGGCUAGCACGGAUGGAAGCUUACCCAGGCGUCCCUCCACUGCGAGGGGCAUCAUCCAACAGAGUGCUCGAGCUCCCGCCUGAAGGAUGCACACUGGAGCUAGACGACAUGACAUCGGAGGUAAAGGAUGCUUUUCUGCUCCUUGUGAUUCCUAUCCUCAAGCAAAAUCGAGCGCUACACGUGCGCGUCUUCAUUCGGUACGUAUGUAACAAGGAAGCGAUGCUGAAGCAGCAAGAGGGCGAUGAAGAAGUUGGUAUCGAGAAAGUAUGGAGUAUGCGGAUCCACGCACAAAGCACAGUCACCCGACCCCGCCCUUCCUCUCUCAAGUUGUCGCCGAGUUCUCGCGGUUCACCGAGUCCUUUAGCGCCUACAUCUCCUGCCUCGUCAGUGUCGUCACUUUCUAGCACUGCAAGUUCACGACUGCAGAUUAUCCAAGAAAGGUUGCAAUACCUACACCACAACGUUUAA